AUGGCGGCAAAUCCAAGCCACCAACUAUAUCGGAUAGAUGUAGAUUUUGUGGACCCUGAUACUUUCCAAUGGUCCUUCUCACCCGAUACUCUUCCCUUGAUAGCAUACGCGCAUCAUUAUACAUAUGACGAUGAUUCGGCGGAAUUAGAAAAUCCCACUGUGAUCACACAAUCGCUGGCUGUGCCGUUCUGUGUGCUAGAGUCUAAUGAUGAUGAGGCUGCAUUCUUAUUCUUCUCCACCGCCCUCGCUCACAUGGGAGUCACUGUAGAUGGCCCUCUAUUCGAUCAGCUCCUCUACAAUUGUCGUCACAUGAACAAUAUUGUAAGAGCUAACAUCAUCAACAACGCCGUACGCACAGUUUUUCUUCACGUAGAAGUUCGAAGAUGGCCGUCCAAUUACUAUAUAUAUGGAACUACCGAUGAUGAUAAUGAUGAUGCAAUAUUAGCUCGAGCUAUAGAGGAGUCAUUGGAGGAGGCGAUGCAUGAUGAUGAUAUUGAUGAUGCAAUAUUAGCUCGAGCUAUAGAGGAGUCAUUGGAGGAGGCGAUGCAUGAUGAUGAUAUUGAUGAUGCAAUAGCUCGAGCUAUGGAGGAGUCAUUGGAGGAGGCGAUGCAUGAUGAUGAUAUUGAUGACGCAAUAGCUCGAGCUAUGGAGGAGUCAUUGGAGGAGGCGAUGCAGAUGGUACCGGCAAUUCCAUCUUCUCUCCACACGUUGGAGAAGGUGAAGUUUGAUGGUUCUUGUUGCAUGAAUCAUCAGUGUUUAGUUUGUCUGGAGACGUUUCUGGUGGAUGAGGUGAUCACUUGCAUGCCCUGCUCUCACCUCUACCAUGAAGACUGCAUCAUCAAGUGGCUAAAGACCAGUCAUGUUUGCCCAUUGUGCCGGUUUGAGAUGCCAGCUGUUAACUGA
Cornus florida is the source of this 903-nucleotide messenger RNA. Its product is annotated as E3 ubiquitin-protein ligase SIRP1-like. The transcript has a single exon. Gene Ontology annotation, cellular component: cytoplasm. NCBI's taxonomy places the organism in Eukaryota, Viridiplantae, Streptophyta, Magnoliopsida, Cornales, Cornaceae. Gene Ontology annotation, molecular function: ubiquitin protein ligase activity. Bases 1 to 903 code for a protein of 300 amino acids. The record is from RefSeq and is a predicted model, not a curated record. Gene Ontology annotation, biological process: protein ubiquitination.